Molecule: messenger RNA, 1653 nt
Organism: Colletotrichum truncatum
Lineage: Eukaryota; Fungi; Ascomycota; Sordariomycetes; Glomerellales; Glomerellaceae
Source: RefSeq, a predicted model, not a curated record
AUGUCUUCCAAUUCUGCAUCGACGUCCUCUACAACUCUGCCUGUUGAAGAUGUCCAACUCACCCCUGGGCACUCCCUUACUCCUCCCAUGAAAGCUUUUUUCCCAAACAGCAGCAGGAAUUCCUCAACAGGCACACUCGUUGUUCCUGAGACUGCUCAUGAACGCCCACUUCCUACAGUCCCCGCCAAUGAUGAUGAUAACGAUGAUGAGGAUGAUAUCGUUGUGCCUGAGAAGAAAGGAAGUCGUCCCUAUCGCUACAUCCGCUGGAACUUCGGGUCCGUUUAUCGCCGUAUUUUCACCCUCGCAUUUGUCGGCAACAUCGCAGCACUGAUCAUCCUCAUCAUCCGCUCGUUCAUCAGUGGCCCCUCUGCCCGUCUUACUCCCCAGACAUGCGCCACCGCCGUCUCAGCCAAUAUUCUCGCUGCUCUCUUCAUCCGCAACGAGCAUACCGUCAACGCCAUGUUCAAAGUUUUCGUUCUGUUCCCAGCCAAGGCACCUCUGUCUGUUCGUCGACUAUUUGCCAAGGUGUACUCUUACGGCGGGAUUCACAGCGGUUGCGGUGUUGCGGCUUUCUUCUGGUUCGUCGCCUUCCUCGUCGUCCUGACGGCCGAGUUUAAGAAUCCCGGUGCCGCUCUCCGCGCCUACAUUCUACUCGACAGCUACCUCAUCUGCGUUCUCUUGGCACUCAUUAUCGGCUUCGCCCACCCACGCGCUCGUGUCCUCCUGCACAACUGGUUUGAGGGUACUCACCGCUUCCUUGGAUGGUCCGUCAUUCUUCUCUUUUGGGCGCUUGUCAUGAUGCUUGCCGAGGACUAUAGCAUCGCCGCCAAUGUGCCGUAUGCCGCCUCCGUGGUCAUGACUCCAUCCUUUUGGAUGCUCAUCGCAAUCACCCUGUUGGUCAUCUACCCCUGGACCCGUCUCCGUCUUCGCGAUGUCGAGGCAGAGGCCAUGUCCUCUCACGUUGUCAAGCUCAACUUCAACUACGCCGAUGUCCAGUAUGGCCAAGCUAUUCGCCUCGCAGACGCACCCCUCCGCGAGACCCAUGCCUUCGCCGUCAUCCCCAACCCUGCGGCUCCCAAGGACGGCGAUGCCGAGAAGGGAGAAAAGGGCCUGAGCAACGCUGGCAAGAAGGGAUUCUCUGUGCUCGUCUCCAAUGCCGGCGAUUGGACCGACAAGAUCAUCAAGAACCCGCCGAAGAAGAUUUACACCCGCGGUAUCCCACAGUACGGUGUUCUGCGCGUGGCUGGCCUCUUCGAACCUUGCAUUGUCAUCGCCACUGGUUCCGGUAUCGGUCCCUGUCUGAGCCUGUUUGUCCAGAAGCCUGACCACCCCGUCCGCAUUAUCUGGUCUACACAGCGACCGGCCGAGACUUAUGGACAGGCCGUGAUUGACACACUCUACAAGGCCGACCCUAACGCUGUAAUUAUCGAUACGAAGAAGACGGGACGCCCGGACCUCGUGGCGAUUACCUAUCGCAUCUGGGAAAGCAGCCGUCGCCAGAGUGGAAUCGCGCAAAUAGAAAACCCCGGCAGCAAGAAGAUGGGUCCUUGUGAGGCCGUGGUUAUCAUCUCCAACCAAAAGGUCACGAGGAAAGUCGUGUACGGUCUCGAGAGCAGGGGCAUUCCUGCCUACGGCGCCAUCUUCGAUUCUUAG